Molecule: messenger RNA, 558 nt
Organism: Nicotiana tabacum (common tobacco)
Lineage: Eukaryota; Viridiplantae; Streptophyta; Magnoliopsida; Solanales; Solanaceae
Source: RefSeq, a predicted model, not a curated record
AUCACGAAUACAUUUCUGAUCGCAUUGCAGUUACCUUGAAGCACUUGACAACAAUCCUGACAUUGAUCGCAAUGAAACAAUAGGGCAAUUUAUUAAGUCAAAUGGCUGUUCGGAAUUAUUUCUGAAGGCUUAUCUGAUUCCAAUAUGUUCUUCAAUCUGGUCCUGUCCCCUAGAAGGAGUAAUGGGCUUUUCUGCUUAUUCCAUUCUUUCAUUCUUUCGCGACCAUCAUCUUCUUCAGCUCUUUGGUCUCUCUCAGUUGCUCACUGUAAGAUGGGGAUCACACAUAUCUGUAAACAAGGUUAAGGAGGGGCUGGAGAAGAGAGGCUGCCAAAUAAGAACUGGUUGUGAAGUAAAUUCUGUAUUGACAGAUGAAGAAGGUCUAGUUUGGUUUUAUUUUUGGCUUGUUGCAAGAGUUUGUUGUGCUGAUUAUUUUAUCAUAAUAGUAGAUGGGCGUAUAUCUGUUGGAAAACGGAUAGGUUAUUACCUAAUGGCAAUUUAUUUAAUGGAAAAGGCCUAAAAAUGCCACUCAACUAACAUAAAUGGCCUAUCUAUGCCAUC